CGAUAAGAAAUGUGAAGAAAUGCAUCAAAUCUAUAGGUACAGAAAGAGUGGUUUUGUGUUUAUUGAUAAAUCUAUUAUAACGGCUCUAAUCGAUGGAAAGAUUCAAGAAUUAUUGAAAGCGCCGAAAAUGAUUGAAAGAAAUUACGAGAAUUUCUUUGAUUACUAUACAGACGAACACCAAUUGACUCAUAAAACGAUUCAUUUAAGCGAUUAUAAGGAAUAUAAUUGCGAUACAAGUGAAGAAUUUCGUACAAAAUGCACAGAAUAUUUGGGGAAAAUGUUAGACAGAAUUAAACAACAUGUCGAUGUCGAAAAGGAUGAGUCGAAAUCAGCAAUGGUAAUCAAGACAAUCAAUAAAUUGAGUGCAGAAGUGGACAACCUACAGAAAGUCAACUCACAAUAUGUGGUGCAAUAUAUGGCCUGGUGGUUCGAUGACACAAGAUUUUACAUAAGAAUGGAGUUGUGUUCCGAUAGUCUACAGAAGAUUCUUAGACUUAAACCACAAGUAUUUGGUCGACAACCGGGAGAACCCAUGAAUUCAAUUGAGUUUUACAUUUCGUGUCAUAUAUUCAAAGAGAUCUUAGAGUGCGUCCAAUAUUUGCAUGAAUUGAAUCCACCGAUAAUUCAUAGGGAUCUUAAACCCGACAAUAUUUUGGUGGCACAAGAAGUGAAGAACAAUCGGUAUUUUAAAUUAUGUGACUUUGGUUUGUCGACAGUACACGACCGGGACUUCUAUACUAUGACUGGUCAACAAAGUGGUGCUCCUGUAUAUCAGGCGCCAGAAGUUACAAGUGGUAGGUUUGACCACAGAGUAGAUAUCUAUAGUCUCUUCAAAAUCGGUGAAAAACUAUUUGAUUUUAAUAUGAAUGAUAUUACUCCGCAAACGUAUUCAUCAGAUAAUGAAGUCUUAAACAAAUGUGUCAUUAAAUUACGGGAAGUAUUGGUUUCCAUGUCUUUGUCCCCCAAUUGGGAGGACAGACCCGAGUGUAAGGAUGUGUUGAAGACAUACCACGAGUGGGCUAUUGAUGAGAAAUAUGUGGCAAAAGAUUUGGUGUCUUUGAUUCCCAUUCUCUGGCAAAAUAUGAAACGACUAAAUAAUAGCGAGUUUUUCGUUAAAUAUUUUAUCGCCAACUUUGGGGACCUGGAUUAG
Messenger RNA from Oppiella nova, 1150 nucleotides. NCBI's taxonomy places the organism in Eukaryota, Metazoa, Arthropoda, Arachnida, Sarcoptiformes, Oppiidae. The record is from the annotation of a GenBank genome assembly.